Molecule: messenger RNA, 391 nt
Organism: Agrilus planipennis (emerald ash borer)
Lineage: Eukaryota; Metazoa; Arthropoda; Insecta; Coleoptera; Buprestidae
Product: cuticle protein 12.5-like
Exons: 2
Coding region: 91-360 (89 amino acids)
Source: RefSeq, a predicted model, not a curated record
UAACAAUGGGGAUGUCAACGGUAGGUAUAUAAGACACUGUUCUGUAAGGAACAAAUCAGUGUUUAAAAAUAAUUCAAUCAAAGCAUCAACAUGUUCAAAUUGUUUGUAUUCGCCCUGCUUGUAGCAUUUGCAAUGGCUGUUCCAACGCCUGAGGCAAAAUCCGAUCCGGAGCCUAAAGCCGCCCCUGAAGCCAAACCAAGCGUAGCAAUUGCCGCCACUGCUCCUUUGGUUGCCGCUUACAGUGCACCCUUAGUUGCGGCUCCUGCUUAUUCAUAUUCAUACUCGUAUUCAGCUCCACUUGCUUAUUCAGCUGCCUAUGCUUACCCGGCAGCAUAUGCGGCACCUGUUGUAUAUGCAUAAGAUUUUUGAAUAAAUUUUAUUAUAAAGUGCA